Pisolithus orientalis is the source of this 1229-nucleotide messenger RNA. Its product is annotated as VAMP synaptobrevin-like protein. The transcript is spliced from 5 exons. The coding region runs from base 434 to 1105 and encodes 223 amino acids. Lineage: Eukaryota; Fungi; Basidiomycota; Agaricomycetes; Boletales; Pisolithaceae. Gene Ontology annotation, cellular component: membrane. Gene Ontology annotation, biological process: vesicle-mediated transport. The record is from RefSeq and is a predicted model, not a curated record.
ACCCUGAGACCCGGCGAAUCGUCCGUGUAAAGCUUUAGCAUUGUCCCCGAGGAUCCACCUGCUCCAGCUGCACGCGUCGAGUUUGGUUUCGCUACCUGACUGCCAGCAGCACGCCGACUGAAAAUUAUACAGUUGUGUCAGACUCAGAAAGAAUGCCGCCAUAUUGCGAAAUACCGACGCACCGAAUCUGGGCGCCUGGAGGCUUUGCUACGGCAUUGGUCUUUCCGCUUGGACGUGCCGAGCUGUCAGAGUCAGACUAGAAGGAGUUGAGCUGAGGUGUUGGACGCAGGACGGGCUGGGCGACGCACCAUGGUUUGCAACUUGGAAUGGGUGUGUGUUCAACGGAGGCUAAAAGGUUGUCGUGGAAGGAGCGUGGGAAUAUUCCGCUGUCGGAAUUACCUCAGACGCCGCUCCUUGUCGCUGUCACUCCAUCAUGUCUUUGUUGCACGCCCUCGUCGCACGGGGCUCCGUCGUUCUUGCAGAGCACCAAGUUCCAAGCCAACGGGACUUCUCACAUGCAACACAGACGAUCCUAUCUAAAAUACCUCCCAAUGACAGCAAACUCUCUUAUGCUUGGGAACAAUACCUCUUUCACUACAUCUCAGAAGGUGGUUUUGUCUACCUCGUCAUGGCAGACGACUCCGUGGGACGAAAACUGCCAUUUGCAUUCCUCGCUGAUCUACAGCGCAAGUUCCUCGAACUUCCUUCCUCUUCUGCUGCAGUCCUGAGUUCUACGCCCGCAUAUGGCCUCCAAGGCACCUUCUCACCCGUCAUUGCCUCACUCAUGCACACUUACAACACUGCUCCCCCACAAGACGAAAUCGCACGCGCCCAGGCCGAACUCAAUCAAGUCAAAGAUAUCAUGGUCCAGAACGUCGAACAAAUUCUCAGUAGAGGCGAACGCAUCGAACUUCUCGUUGACAAGACCGAUACCAUGGCGCACCAGGCGACGGCCUUCCGUCGCGGAGCACGUACAGCCCGAAGACAGAUGUGGUGGAAGAAUAGCAAAACCCUGGCCCUGUCCGUUGUCGUCGUGCUACUUCUUCUCUAUCUUAUUAUAGCCCAGUUCUGUGGAGCCGCUUUACAGUGUGGGGUUGCUUCCUGAUGCAUCUUGUCACGUCCCCCCAUUUCGUGUACGAUCGAUUACCUUUUCUUGCAGCACACUGCCUGUGUAGCAUUUCUUGUAUAUAUAUGGUCGUGUAUUUCAUGCACACAGCAUAACUGAUCGU